Mesitornis unicolor (brown roatelo) is the source of this 407-nucleotide messenger RNA. RefSeq names its product transmembrane protein 79-like. Gene Ontology annotation, biological process: regulated exocytosis. Lineage: Eukaryota; Metazoa; Chordata; Aves; Mesitornithiformes; Mesitornithidae. Gene Ontology annotation, cellular component: lysosomal membrane; trans-Golgi network membrane. The record is from RefSeq and is a predicted model, not a curated record.
GGAUGAUCGUCAGCGGCAUCUCCCGCCUCUGCUCCUCGGCGCUGGAGCCCUUUGGGGAGCUGCAGCGGGAGGUGGAGAUCCACCGCACCUACGUCUCGCAGUCCGUGCACCUCUUCAUCCUCUACUUCUUCAACAUGGCCGUGCUGGCCACCUACCUCCCACAGGAGGCCCUCAAGCUCAUCCCGCUGCUCACCGGGCUCUUCGCCAUCUCCCGGUUGAUUUAUUGGCUGUCCUACGCCAUCGGCCGCUCCUUCCGCGCCUUCGCCUUCCUGCCGCUGCUGGCCAUGCUGCUCUGGAACCUCUACAGCAUGUUCGUGCUGGAGCCCGAAAACCUCCUCGCCCUGGCAGCAAUGAAGCCCGACAACCACCCCAAGGACAGCGGGGCCAAGCUGCGCUACUGGGGGUGA